Aspergillus steynii IBT 23096 is the source of this 912-nucleotide messenger RNA. RefSeq lists its product as uncharacterized. The transcript has 4 exons. Lineage: Eukaryota; Fungi; Ascomycota; Eurotiomycetes; Eurotiales; Aspergillaceae. The coding region runs from base 110 to 889 and encodes 259 amino acids. The record is from RefSeq and is a predicted model, not a curated record.
CAACUCCCCUCCCCAUGUUCCUUCGAGACCUUAGUUAGUUCUUGCUUCCUCUCUCUCUUUCAUACACCUCUCUUCCCUCCUCUCUCGCGCGCUCUGUUACUCAUCCAGUAUGGCGGAGAGAGAUUUCUUCCCACCCAGCUUUAUUGGCAGGGUCAUCACUUUCACUCAACCUGACUCUCAGUGGAAGCUCACCCAGAAACUGCGCGAAAAAAAUUGCCAGCUCACUCAUGACGACACACUCACAUGGCCAGACGCAACUGGUGAAGUAUACGGAACCUUCCUCUGCACCAACUGCGAAGAUGAGAGCCAGAAGGCUGUAAUGCGUGUUAUUAUGCAGCUUCCAUUUGCAGGCUCUGAGUUUGCAGGACCACAGGACAGAGCCCGCCAGGCCGUUUCAACUCCUCCCGAAGAUGUCAAGGAUAUGCUCGAUGCCCAUAUCUUACUCAACAGAAGGAACUCAAAAACUGGCCCGCGGCUCUUGAGCUUUACAUAUCCGACUCAACUUGAUACGGACUUUGUGCCUGGGGGGUUCUUUCUUUGCCUGCUUCUUGAAAAGCUGCCGGGUCGACAAUUGGGCCCAUGGUUUUGGGACCUGGAUCGUCCGAAGCGUGAUGAAAUCAGAGAAUGCUUGAAACGGUCCUGGAUUGAGUGUCUUAGUAUCACCAGAUAUAACCCCACUGCAGCAUUGACAAAGAUGUUCUGGGACGACAGUACACAUAGGCUCUCCUUUUAUGACUUCUGGACUGGCGGUAAACUUAAUCCUGAUGAAGAAAUGCCCUGGAGUGAGUACGUUUGGUUUUGUUGGGAGCUAGUGAAGAAGCCCCGUGGAAGCAGGCUCCCAAGAGACGAUACUGAAGGCCAUACGAUUAUGAAAAGCUGGGAAUGGUGAGCGUGGGUGUAAUUUGGGGGUCU